ACCUCCAGCCCCGUCGGGAAGCGUCGGUCCCGGCCUCCCCGCUCCGCCUUCCUCCUCCGCGGCGCCGCGCGGGAGCAGCCGCGGGCCCCGGCCAGAGAGGAGCCCGAGCGGGGCAGAACCGCCCCUCACGCCGCCGCCGCCUCCUGCGCCCUGCGCUCCACCCCCAGCCGGGCCUGCUGACCGCGCCGAGCGCCGGGCUGGACUGACCGCGGCGGCUGAGCCGCGGGAGCAGCCGUCCCGCCCCUGAGCCACGCUCCGGCCGUCGCUGACGGGCUGCCUUGAGGCACCGCGGCCGCGGGAGGAGAGGACGAGGAUGUCGCGGCGCGGCGCCGGUGCCCAGGACAGACCGUGACUUGCGGCGCGGGCCGAAGACCCAGGCGCGAACUCGGACUUUGUCUUUGGGGGCCCGUGCUCAGCCCUUCCCGGUUUCCGGUGGGAUCCCAGAGGAGCCUCUGUUUCUCCAGCCUCUUCCACCAUGUCCAAGAUGCCGGCCAAGAAGAAGAGCUGCUUCCAGAUCACCAGUGUCACCACGGCCCAGGUGGCCACCAGCAUCACGGAGGACACCGAGAGCUUGGACGACCCGGACGAGUCGCGCACGGAGGACGUGUCCUCCGAGAUCUUCGACGUCUCCCGGGCCACGGAUUACGGCCCCGAGGAGGUGUGUGAGCGCAGCUCCUCGGAAGAGACGCUUAACAAUGUCGGGGAGGCGGAAACUCCCGGGACCGUGUCCCCGAACCUCAUCCUGGAUGGGCAGCUGGCAGCCGCCUCGGCUGCGCCCGCCAACGGAGGCGGCGGCGUGUCGGCCCGGAGCGUGGCGGGGGCGCUCGCCCAGACCCUGGCGGCGGCCGCCGCCACUUCGGGGUCCGCCCCGGGGCCAGGUAGUGCAACUCCAUCUCAGCCCCCCACCACUUGUAGUUCCCGUUUCCGCGUGAUCAAGCUAGACCACGGGAGUGGAGAGCCGUAUCGGCGCGGCCGAUGGACGUGUAUGGAAUACUACGAGCGGGAUUCAGAUAGUAGCGUCCUCACUAGGUCCGGGGAUUGCAUUAGACACAGCAAUACUUUGGAGCAGACUGCGGAGCGGGACAGCGGCCUGGGCGCCACCGGAGGGUCGGUGGUGGUGGUGGUGGCCUCCAUGCAGGGGGCGCACGGGCUGGACUCGGGAACUGACAGCUCCUUGACUGCUGUGUCACAGCUACCCCCGUCGGAGAAAAUGAGCCAGCCCACUCUCGCCCAGCCACAGAGUUUCAGCGUUGGGCAGCCACAGCCUCCGCCGCCCGUAGGUGGGGCUGUGGCUCCAAGUUCGGCGUCGCUACCGCCGUUCCCGGGAGCGGCGACCGGGCCGCAGCCAAUGACGGCAGCCGCUCAGCCAACUCAACUCCAGGGAGCGGUGGCCGGCGGCGCCCUCCCGGGGCCUGUUGCCCAGGGUCUACCACCGACGAAUGUAAACCUGGCGCAGCCUGUUGCCCUGGCAGCUCAGCCGGGCCAGGCGGUCGGCUCUUCGCUGCCACAGCAUCCUCAGCAGUUCGCGUAUCCCCAGCCUCAGAUACCACCCGGGCAUUUGAUGCCGGUCCAGCCCUCGGGCCAGAGUGAGUACCUGCAGCCGCACGUAGCCCUGCAGCCGCCAAGCCCUGCGCAGCCCUUGUCCACAAGUGCAGGCGCGACCUCUGCUUCUGCGGCCAGCUUUCCUCUGGGGUCUGGCCAGAGCGUCCCCUCCUUGGGUGCGCAGAUGAUGGGCACCUCUUCCCAACCCAGCGAAACAGUGGCCCCUGGUCCGGUUUCUGGCGGCCAGGCCGCGCCUAGUCAACCGCCUGGAGUGGCCGCAGCUGCUGUAGGAGGCGUGGUGCAGCCAGGCUCUGGGCUUACUGGGACUGGGCAGCCCCAGGCCGUGCAGCAACCGCCGCAGAUGGGUGGCAGUGGUCAGCUGUCGGCCGUGCCUGGUGGUCCUCACACCGUGAUGCCCGGAGUUCCAAACGUGCCUGCGGCGGUACCCGCUCCAAGCGUGCCUAGUGUGCCCACCACUUCUGUUACUAUGCCAAAUGUACCCUCGCCACUGGGCCAGGCUCAGCAGCUGAGUAGCCAUACGCCAGUCAGCCGGAGCAGCAGCAGCGUCAUCCCACAAGUUGGGCCACCCUUAGUGCAAGGCACACACAGUGCACCAACAAGUCUACCACAGUCUGACCUAAGCCAGUUUCAGACUCAGACCCAGCCUUUAGUCGGGCAAGUUGACGAUACUAGAAGAAAAUCAGAACCCCUACCUCAACCACCACUUUCUCUCAUUGCUGAAAAUAAGCCUGUUGUGAAGCCUCCAGUUGCAGAUGCCCUGGCAAACCCCCUUCAGUUAACACCUAUGAACAGUCUGGCCACCUCUGUGUUCAGCAUAGCUAUUCCUGUUGAUGGUGAUGAAGACAGGAAUCCUUCAACUGCUUUCUACCAAGCGUUCCAUUUGAACACGUUUCAGGAAUCAAAGAGCCUCUGGGAUAGUGCAUCUGGGGGCGGUGUUGUAGCCAUUGACAACAAAAUAGAACAAGCAAUGGAUCUGGUGAAAAGCCAUUUGAUGUAUGCAGUAAGAGAAGAAGUGGAAGUUCUAAAGGAGCAAAUAAAAGAAUUAGUGGAAAGAAACUCUUUACUUGAACGAGAAAAUGCACUGUUAAAAUCUCUUUCAAACAAUGAUCAGUUGUCCCAACUCCCAGCCCAACAGGCCAAUCCUGGUAGCACUUCUCAACAACAAGCAAUGAUAGCACAGCCUCCUCAGCCAACGCAACCUCCACAGCAGCCGAAUGUCUCCUCAGCAUAAAGCUUUCUUAAGCCUCCUUAAGGAACAAACUGAAAGCAAUCUUUCCUUGUGUGCCACUGGUGUUCUUUCCACUUUAUAGAAAGCAAGUAGCCAUGCUUCGGCUGUGUGCUUGGCCUUUUCAGUAUUAGACAAUCGUUCUACAGGAGCUUUCCCUCUCUAAGAUGUCAUGCAGCACUGUUGAUGUCCACUUGUAUGUCAUCAGUACACGAGGCGAAUAAUAGAUGGGGUUUAUUAAAGCAAGCAGAAUCUGCAUUCUACAUGUGCGCAUGAGUGGGAUCUUAAAAGUUUUGGUGGCUCUCCUAUGUUUCUUACCACCUAUGGAUUUACCUUGAGCCUUCCUGUCACAUAACAGUUCAUCUAAAGAGCCACUUUUCUUUCAAUAUCAGUAACAUUUGCCUACGUAAGUUUUCAUUUAUUUUGUGUUUUAUUUAUUACAGGGCUGCUAUUUUCAUAAUGUACAUGAACAAUGUCACAGAACUUUUUUAAUUUUUUUGAAUAAUUACAAGUAUCAGUAAAGGAAUUGAAAGACAGGAUUACAUUUAAUAAAACGUUUAGGCAAUAAUUGAACAAAAGAAUCCUGGCACAUUUCUAACACUAAUGGCAAUUUACCGUUGGUAUUUAUUUUCAAUAGUAAAGAUCCAGCUUGAAUGUAAAUUUUGUAUAGUUGUAAGUAUGAAAAACACAGUGCACCUGUACAGGUAGUCACCAGUUAUUGUGAUAUAAUAAAUAAUUGGGCUAUUUUCAUGAAGAAAACUUUGUUCAUUUGUUUCUACUUUCUAAUAGAAAUUGCCACGAUUUCUCUGCUUUUCAACAUUUCGUAUGACUUUUUUUUUUUUUUUUUUUUUUUUUGGGUGGGAAUAAAAAAGCUGUGAAAUUGUUCAACCUACUUUGUAACCAAAGAAGCAAAGCUGUGUAAUGGAGUUUUGUUUUGUUUUAUAAUGCACAUUCUUUAUGUAUUUUUAUUUAGUGUUUUCUUGGUCACAAUUUUCUUUGCUGUCUAGCAUGAUCUGCAUGGCCUGUAAUCUUUGAACCACUUUCGUACCUCAUGUUUUUAUCCAGCACUCUUAUUGUACUGUGUACUAGUCUGUGAACAAUGUCAAAUAAAAAAGAACGAACAGGUCGUAUGGUGGAGCUGAGCUAGUGUACAAUGCACCAGCUGUACAAAACAAAAAUGAAGUGAGCCAUCUUUUGUUCAUUUAAAAUGGUGUUUUGAAUUUCAUAUGCAGAAAACGUUUUGUUACAUUGCAAAUUUUAAUGUAUUUAAUAAAUGCAACAUGCAGAUUAAGUGCAGUGUAUACUGAGUAUUUAAAUUAAAAUGUACAUUUCAUAAAUACAGUUUCAAGAGAAAGCAUCAUUUUGUGUAUACUAACACAUUAAGUGUAUGUCAGAAAUUGAUGUAAAAAUAUAUAUUUUAACACAUUUUCUGAAAUUAAACUACAGUUUUGUUCAAA
Meriones unguiculatus (Mongolian gerbil) is the source of this 4245-nucleotide messenger RNA. It is a transcript of the gene Tsc22d2, whose product is annotated as TSC22 domain family member 2. The transcript is spliced from 4 exons. Bases 476 to 2794 code for a protein of 772 amino acids. The record is from RefSeq and is a predicted model, not a curated record. Gene Ontology annotation, biological process: regulation of transcription by RNA polymerase II. NCBI's taxonomy places the organism in Eukaryota, Metazoa, Chordata, Mammalia, Rodentia, Muridae.